AUGGCCGUCAACACUUCCGAUAUCGUGGGGGCCGCUAUCGUCACCUCCUUAUUCCUCGCCGUCAUCUUCUUCUUCGCGGCGGGACAUCGGAAAGUGGGCGAAAAGUUCGGGAAGGAGUCCGAUAAGCUGAAAAGCCGAGGAUUCGAAGUCACCAGCGACGGGGUCAAGAUCCGAACCAACAUCGAUCUGUCCCAGGAGGAGCUCGUCCAACGGGCCUCCCAUCGCGCCCAAGUCGUCAAAGAUAAACUCCACAACCAGCCCGGGAUGGUCAGCUUCGGCCAAAAGAAAUUCACGUAA
Puccinia graminis f. sp. tritici CRL 75-36-700-3 is the source of this 297-nucleotide messenger RNA. RefSeq lists its product as uncharacterized. The transcript is spliced from 3 exons. Bases 1 to 297 code for a protein of 98 amino acids. NCBI's taxonomy places the organism in Eukaryota, Fungi, Basidiomycota, Pucciniomycetes, Pucciniales, Pucciniaceae. The record is from RefSeq and is a predicted model, not a curated record.